AGGACUGAAUUUGUAGAACACGCAAAUAGGGACGACUUGUAAUUCAUUCCUUUCCCAUAGAAAAGGGAUUUUCCAUUAAUCGGGAAGAUAAAAAGGAACCGGUAAAAUCAAUCGUAUUUCGGAGUUAAAAUGGCGUCAACCUCCGCCGUAGGUCCGUCGUCGGCAAUGAAGGAACCUCGAAAUUGGCUGUUAAUGCCUGACGAACUGAUGGAAAAUAUACUUGGAAGAUUGAGUAGCGUGGAAAAACUCAGGAGCGCAGGGCAAGUAUGCAGAACUUGGCGGAGAAUUUGCAAGGAUCCGGCGAUGUGGAAGGUCAUCGAUAUUAACAAAUGGCAGGAUGGGUGUGAUAAGAAUUACAAAAUCGAGAUGCUGACUAAGCAGGCAGUCGAUCUCAGCUGUGGGGAACUGAUUGAUAUCAGUAUCGGAGGAUUUUGCACCGAUGAUCUCCUUGAUUACAUCGUGCUACGCUCACGUAAGCUGAAGCGUCUUGACCUUUGGUCCUGCGACCAUAUAGGGGAUAGUGGGUUUAGUUGGGCAAUCAAAAAGCUGUCGCAGUUGGAGGAACUUGAAUUUUCUUACAUCUUUAUCAGUGUAGAAGACAUUGAAGUUAUUGGACAGAAUUGCCCUCAGCUCAAGUCAUUCAAGGUAUUUGACGUUAUAUACACCAGGCCAUACAUCGAAUAUGAUGAUCUAGCUGUUGCAAUUGCAAACAACAUGCCUGGGUUACGCCAUUUGCAGAUUUAUGGUCAUGAGAUGACAAAUGAUGGACUGAAGGCCAUUCUUAAUGGUUGCCCUCUCCUUCAAUCCCUAGACGUGCGUGAGUAGGGAUGAGUUAUAAAACCGAAAACCCGGACCGGAACCGGAAUCGGAACCGGUAUAACCGGAAAAUGUUUAAACGGUCCGGGUAUUGGGGUCCAAAUUUAGUCUUAUCCGGGUUCCGGGUAUUUCGGGUACGGGUCCAACGGGUCCGGGUAUUCCGGGUAAAAAAACCGGAACUGGUUUUUGGAACCGGAUAUGUAAAAAAACCGGAACCGGGUUUAAUGGUCCGGAACCGAUUUUUGUACGUUUUAUAAAGUUUUUAUAUAGCAAAUAUAAAUAAAUAUGUAAAAGAGAUUAUAAGUUGAUGCAGUGGCGGAGCCAAGAAUUUUGAUAUGGGGGUACAAACAUUAUCAAUAUAUAUUCUAUGUAGUUAUCA
Messenger RNA from Lactuca sativa (garden lettuce), 1195 nucleotides. Its product is annotated as F-box protein SKIP19. Gene Ontology annotation, molecular function: protein binding. The record is from RefSeq and is a predicted model, not a curated record. NCBI's taxonomy places the organism in Eukaryota, Viridiplantae, Streptophyta, Magnoliopsida, Asterales, Asteraceae.